Molecule: messenger RNA, 2736 nt
Organism: Ilex paraguariensis (yerba mate)
Lineage: Eukaryota; Viridiplantae; Streptophyta; Magnoliopsida; Aquifoliales; Aquifoliaceae
Source: the annotation of a GenBank genome assembly
AUGGAGGUCCAGGCGGAAUUCAUGGAGAGUUCCAUGGCCGGAAGCACUUUGCUUUCCACACCGGAGGGUGAAGUCAACAGCUUGAUGCAGCAAGUGACCGAUGAUUAUGGAUUGGAGCCGGCAGCAAUUGGAUCAGAAGAUCAAAUUGUAGACGCAGUCGGAAUUACUGAGGAGGUGUUGGCGUUUGCAAGGAAUAUUGCGCAUCAUCUAGAGACUUGCUUGGAUUUUCCGUUAUUGGAGGAAGAAGACAUUAACGUUGUUACUUUGGUGAUAUUAAAACUCUUGGCCUGUAACUAUUAUCAGGCUAAAGAAGCAACUGAGUUGGCUUUGAAGGACAAAAAGCAGUUAAUGGUCGCAUCUAAUGAAGCAUAUGAGAACAUUAGUUUGGGAUCCUCCAUAAAAGCUUCUGAGCGCUCUUCUUCAUGGCAAUCGCCUUUGGGUGAUUUUGCCUUUGGAUUUCGCCGUAUUGAGAAUCAAAAUCUGUUUUUGCUUGCUAUCUGGUUCGACAAAAUUCCCAAUAAGACUCUUGUUUGGUUUGCAAAUGGCGAUAAUCCAGCACCAGAAGGGUCGAAAAUCGAUCUUACACUUGAUGGCCAGUUGAUACUUUCUGAUCCACAAGGCGUUGUCGUGUGGAAACCACAGCCCUUCCCUGGCAGGGUUGAUUAUGCUGCUAUGAUGGACACUGGUAACUUUGUUCUGGCAGGUAAUAGUUCCGAACCUUCUGGAUAUCUGUGGGAGAGCUUCAAGCAUCCAACUGACACCAUCUUGCCAACUCAAGUGCUGGAAACCGGUGGAAUGCUAUCUUCCAGGCAAAAAGAAAGCAACUACUCGAAGGGACGGUUCCAACUCCGUUUGCUACCGGAUGGAAAUCUUGUGCUUAAUACCAUUGCCUUGCCAACAGAGUAUGCAUAUGAAGCUUAUUACAUCAGUGACACUUUCGGUGGAAGUGUCCCGAUGAAUUCUGGAUACCUGGUAGUUUUUAAUCAAACAGGUUACAUUUAUAUUGUUCGAAGGAAUGGAGAUAUUAAAAACCUUACUUCAGGAGAUAUAGUCCCAACAAAAGAAUUCUACCACAGGGCGAUACUUGAAUAUGACGGGGUUUUCACACAAUACGCUCAUCGCAAGGCUCCGAGAAGUGGGAGCUUGGAUGAGACAUGGAGCCGUGUGUGGUCCAUCCCAAACGAUAUAUGCUCAGACAUUCGGGGCGAGAGAGGUGGUGGUACUUGUGGAUUUAACAGCUACUGCAUACUUGGCGCAAAUGGAAGGCCGGUUUGUGAGUGCCUUCCUGGAUUUUCUUUUGUAGAUCCAAAUAACAAGUUCAAUGGGUGCAAUCAAGACAAAGUUCAACAAUGUGAGCAAAAUGCUUCAAACAACCCAAGAGAUCUAUAUGAAAUGCGUGUGCUGUCCAACACAUUUUGGCCUAAUUCUGCGAAUUUCGAGAUGUUGCCAUUCAACGAGGAUAAAUGCACCAGUUCUUGUUUGGACGACUGCAAUUGUGUGGUUGCUGUCAUUGCAGAAGGGAUAUGCCACAAGAAGAAACUGCCUCUGUCCAAUGGCAGGGUGAACCGAAAUCGGAGUGGGAAGGCUCUCAUCAAAUUACUCAAGUCUGAAGUUUCACCUGGUAACACUUGUUUCCCUGAAGCAGGCAAGGGGAAGAAAGAUCAAGCUACCCUAAUUCUAGUGGGAUCACUUCUUUUGGGUGGCUCAGUUUUUCUCAACUUUCUACUUAUUCCUUUAAUUGCUAUAGUUGCUUUCUCUUCAUACCAUAAAAUCCAGAAACUUAACAGGGUUUCGAGUCUUUCGACUAUUAUUGAGACAAAUCUUCGUGCUUUCACUUUUGAAGAUCUCAGACUAGCCACAGAAGGAUUUAAGGAAGAACUAGGGAGAGGUGCUUUUGGAACUGUAUAUAAAGGGGUGUUAGCAUCAACAAGUACUUCAAGUACUAUUGUUGCAGUUAAACAGUUAAACAAGUUGGUACAAGAAAGCGAGAAGGAAUUUAAGACAGAAAUAACCGCGAUAGCCAAGACCCAUCACAAGAAUUUGGUUAGAUUGCUUGGAUUCUGUGAGGAAGGUCCUCACAGGCUUUUAGUCUAUGAGUUCAUGAGCAACGGUACAUUGGCUAGCUUCCUCUUUGGAAAUUCGACGCCUGAUUGGGACAAACGAACACAAAUGGCACUUGGGAUUGCAAAGGGGAUCAUGUAUUUGCACGAGGAAUGUAGCACACAAAUCAUCCAUUGUGACAUUAAGCCACAGAAUAUUCUACUGGACGAUUCAUUUACCGCGAGAAUUUCAGACUUUGGAUUGGCAAAGCUUUUGAUGAAUGAUCAGACGAGGACUAAUACAGCCAUUAGAGGGACCAAAGGGUAUGUUGCACCAGAAUGGUUCAGAAGCACACCGAUUAACGCAAAAGUGGAUGUUUACAGCUACGGGGUCCUGUUAUUAGAGAUCAUUUGUUGCAGGAAGAACGUUGAAAUGGAAAAGGAGAAUGAAGAGGAAGCAAUACUGAUUGAUUGGGCUUAUGACUGCUAUAAGCUUCAAAGAUUAGAUAAGCUGGUAGAAAAUGAUGAGGAGGCAAGAAAUGACAUGAGGAGGUUGGCGAGGCUUGUGAUGGUGGCAAUUUGGUGCAUUCAAGAGGAUCCAUCUUUGAGGCCUUCCAUGAAGAAGGUAAUUCAGAUGAUUGAAGGUGUCGUAGAAGUUUCUGCUCCUCCGUGUCCUUCGCCUUUCUCUUCAAAUUGA